This is a messenger RNA of Aspergillus costaricaensis CBS 115574, 1512 nucleotides long. RefSeq lists its product as uncharacterized. Bases 1 to 1512 code for a protein of 503 amino acids. The transcript has a single exon. The record is from RefSeq and is a predicted model, not a curated record. Lineage: Eukaryota; Fungi; Ascomycota; Eurotiomycetes; Eurotiales; Aspergillaceae.
AUGUCUGACUUUUUUCUUAUGGAAGAUGUCUGGAAUGAGAUUUGCAAGUAUCUCGAGACCGGAGACCUCAACAGCAUUUGCUUGACAUCCCGCACACUAAAUCGUGUUGCCACUCGCUAUCUCUAUCGAAAGAUUCAAUGGGAUUGGAAUGACAAGAUGUCUCGAUACCGACUCAUGUCGCUGUGGACAACUCUUGUCCGAAAUAAGGACUCACGCAGCCGCCUGUGUGGCUUAAUCCGAGAGGUGCACUUACUGGGGCGCAGUCCUCCCCAAAAGACUCAGAUCUUUGAGAGUCCUGGGAUCCAAGGGUGCAGUCCUGACCUGACCUCUAUCAUUAAGAAUGAUAAGAUGCCCUUUUCCCAGGAACUCGACUAUCUUCGAUACAUUGUGAGUAGUAUCAUAGAAAGCCGGAAGGACCGUUCAGAUUGGUACAAGUCCAUUGCAGCACGAAACGUCUACGCCAUGGUGGCCCUCCUCCUACCUUUUCUCUAUAAUCUAAGGUCUCUCAAGCUCGAUUACACCUUCCUUGUUAACGGCGGACUUCCUGGAGUGAUAAUUGAACGCCUCACUUCUGGUGAGAAUUUAUAUUCCGCAGAGUUGCGAAAUAACUUUGACCACCUCGAAGAAAUCGAUUACGGAACCAACGCACUACAAAAAAGUCUUCCAUGUAUGCUUGAUGACACACACGUUCCGAGUCGUUUUUCAUCACAAGUGAUCCCAAUAUUUCGGUUACAAAAGAUCAAGCACCUCAAAGUCUGGCUACGUAGCCAUCAUGGUCUUCAGCUCGAGCGGGUUCCAGGUAUUCAAAUGGACUAUACGGCACUCGAAACCCUUAUCCUGGACCACGUUUCAAGAAUGGACUGCGCGCUCUUCAAGAUCUUACAAGGAAUGAAAAGCCUUCGAACUCUUCACCUUGGUAUGAACAACGAAGAGGAAAGAUUUUGGCAUCAGUCUACACCCUCUUACGUUGAUGGAGAAUGCAUUUUGAAUGGACUGGAAGCAUUAUAUGGGUGUCUGGAGCACCUCUCAAUCAGCUUCUCUAGCACACCAUUAGUCCUGGAGAAUACCAGUGACAUCGACAUAUGGGGUCCUUUAUUCAGAUCUAUGAUGCCUGGAUUCUUUCAGGGUUUUACCCGGCUCAAAACACUCGAAUUACCGGUCCAGCUGCUUAAUGGAUUCGAGAGGAUAGAAGUGUCUUGUAUAAAUCGAGGUUUACCAGUAACACUGGAAAGGCUUGGCCUACGGUGGGACUUUCAAUAUGUGGGAAGGGAAGACGGGUCGACCUCCCAUACAGUGCGCGUUCUCCAGAAACUGUUGGCGGAUUUCCUUCGGUUGUCGGACCGUCAUCGGCGGGUGCCUCUAUUGCAGGAAGUGAUUAUCCGUCUGUUUAUCAGCGAUGAUGAGCCUGACAUAGCAGUAGAGGAAUGUGACGACUUGAUUGAGGAAUUCAACAUGUAUGUUGGAGUUCGCUUUGAUUAUAUGCGACCAGGACUCUGGACGAACGGACCUUGA